AUGGAUGUCUUCUGGGCGGCUCCCCCGGUCACUAGGACUCUCACAGCCUUGACUCUGGUUCAAUCCGCUUUGAUGUAUGGCGGCUUAUUGAGCUUCUAUUGGGCACCAUUCUUGCCGAGCUUGAUAUUCUCAUGGCGCCCGCAGAUCUACCGGCUGGUCACCCCAUUUCUACUAACCGGACCGAAACUAGGUUUCCUCUUUGAUCUUUAUAUCAUGUACCGCUAUGGCAGUGCUGCGGAGAGGAGCAUGGCCCCUGGAGAGUUCCUCAUUUAUCUCCUAUUUGUAGCUUUCAGCAUCAUGCUCACUGCAGGUGGUUAUCUGGGAGCGGCUAUCCUUCUGUCACCUUUGACCAUGGCUUUCGUCUACACCUUUUCCCAGACGAACCGAGGAACCAAGACAAGAUUCUGGUUCAUCGAUAUCCCGGUCGUAUUUCUGCCAUAUGCAAUGCUUCUCGUCACCAUGGUGUCGAACGGAUGGGAUGCCGCGCUGGUAGAAAGCAUGGGAAUCCUGGCUGCCCAUACUUAUGAUUUUCUCACACGCAUCUACCCGACUUUCGGCGGUGGGAGAAACUUUAUCACUGUCCCCGGCUUCGUGGAGAGGUACUUUACCGAACAUGACCCCAACAGCGGAUACCGAGGAUAUGGAACUGCGAGCCGCGCACCAAGGCCAGCCGGGCAACCCUCGUCAGCGUCAGCAUCAGGAUCAACCUGGGGCAGCUGGACCUCUUCGAGUUCUUGGAAUGGCAGAGGCGCUGGCCGGAGACUUGGCUAA
Molecule: messenger RNA, 771 nt
Organism: Penicillium mononematosum
Lineage: Eukaryota; Fungi; Ascomycota; Eurotiomycetes; Eurotiales; Aspergillaceae
Exons: 5
Coding region: 1-771 (256 amino acids)
Biological process (GO): endoplasmic reticulum unfolded protein response
Cellular component (GO): Hrd1p ubiquitin ligase ERAD-L complex; endoplasmic reticulum membrane
Molecular function (GO): misfolded protein binding; ubiquitin-specific protease binding
Source: RefSeq, a predicted model, not a curated record